Talaromyces stipitatus ATCC 10500 is the source of this 2010-nucleotide messenger RNA. RefSeq lists its product as uncharacterized. The transcript has 4 exons. The record is from RefSeq and is a predicted model, not a curated record. The coding region runs from base 1 to 2010 and encodes 669 amino acids. Lineage: Eukaryota; Fungi; Ascomycota; Eurotiomycetes; Eurotiales; Trichocomaceae.
AUGGAUCGAAUUGAGCGCCCCGAGGAUCACAUCAACAAUGGCCGGUCGAGUCUCCUCCAGCCUCCCUCACAGGAGUCGUUUCCCUCCCUUCCCGAGGACCCCGGCUCACCACAGCAACAGCCCUCAACGAGACCAUCACUUCGAUUGAGACGCUCAUCUCGCCAGCCGAGUAUCAGACUGCGUCGCCUUUCGUCUGCCUCGAGUUUUACAACACCACAGGAGACACCUACUCCUGGAACGACCGAACAAUUCCCUCAACUUACCCCUCAGACAACAGAACAUCAAAGGCUCGCAGAGCAGAGUCAAGAUGACUCAUGGGAAGGGAAUAGACGUCGCAGUAAUUCCGAACCGCGUCCUGGUCGCUACUCAGCGCCGCCGAUUAUCGUGACUUCCGGACUACCGAUAUCCAAACAGCACCCGAUGUCUCCGGUUAAAGAAGAGACUGGCAGACCAUCUAUGGAUCUCGUUACUGCCGAACGUAUAGCGGCAUUACGAGGACUUGCACCUACCAACAGUGAUGAAGCUGAGGAAACUAGAGAAGAAGAACCACCGCGAGAACAAGCACCAUCGCCGCGGCCGGGAAUGCUCCGACGAGCCAGUCUCGCGGCAUUUUCGGCCAUGGGCCGUAAUCGCGCGUCGACAGUGGCUGGCGCUGACCCUACUCGACGUUCUCUUCCUCCGGAUGAAUACGAUUCGCGAAUUGUUGACUUUCUAGACGUUAUUGACCCUGAAGUUUCGACGUUAUCAACUCUUACCAACGUUCAAAACUCACUCUUCAUUCCCGAUCUCGGCCCCUUUCUCAACCGUGCACCUACUUAUACACUCACACGACGACCCAGUAAGCGUCCUGAAAGUCGGGAGGCCCAGAAAAAGCCAGAACCAACUAUAGCAGAAGAACCCCUGCCAACUAUUGGGGAGCCCACGGAGCCAGUGGAGUCGCAUGUUUCUGCUUUGGGGCCUAAUGUAUGCUUCGCUGUCCUUCCUGAAGGUGCGACCUUGGAAGGCUGGACGCAAGAGGAGAUUGAGGAAAUGAAUGACCACGUUCGGCAUAUGCUUCACUCCCGACGGUCAAAGUUCAAACGCGCUAUGAAGGGAUUUGGACAGUAUGUCAGACGACCACUCGGAUUUCUGGUGACAUUAUAUGCAACAUUAAUUACUCUCUUUGGACUUGCUUGGGUUCUCUUUUUGAUUGGCUGGAUCAACGUCGGCGGAAGACAACUAUAUAUCAUCAACGUCAUUGACAACGUGCUCGUGGCUCUCUUUGCCAUUAUGGGCGAUGGUCUGGCACCAUUUAGAGCCGUGGAUACAUACCACAUGAUCUUCAUCGCACAUUACCACCAUCUAACCUGGAGUCUUCGCAAAAAGCGUACUCUCCCGAAACUCGCCGACAAAAACGACCUCCCUUCCCGUCGACCCGAAGACAUGAUCGACCUCGAACAAGACGGCGGCGUCACCACAACCACAUCAUCAGAAGAGAAAAAAGAAUACCUAGAAUACACACUCCUUACCCCGAAACAACAAAAACGCCUCGAACACCAUCAACGCAAAUUCGCUAAAUCACAUACCUUCUACAAACCUCACGAAACUGCCACCCAUCACGCUUUUCCCUUGCGACUACUGGUCGCCAUCGUGGUCAUUCUAGAUUUCCACUCCAUCUUCCAAAUUGCUUUGGGUGCUUGUACAUGGAGUAUAAGCUACCACGUGCGCCCCUUUGCAUUAACGACCGUCAUCCUCUGCUGUUCUAUCACAUGCAACAUCACGGGUGGUAUAUUAAUUUCCAUUGGCGAUAGAAUCACGCGUAAAAAGGAUGUUGUUGAACGUCUAGCCCGACAGGGUCUGACAGGUGAAGCGAUGAAGAAAGUCGAGAAACGAAAGAUGAAGGAGACUGUUGAACAAUCCCGGAAAUCGAUGGAUAUUGCCCGAAAGUCAAUGGACUUGACACGAAAAUCGAUGGAUUAUAAUCGAAAGUCGAUGGAUAUUACGCGUACGCCGCCGUAUCCUGAUGUUUGA